AUGCACAGUGCUGCUACUCAGGGUGAGGAUGGUCACGGCCUUCCAAGUGUGAACUUCAGGAAACGACCGAACUAUGACAACACCAAGCGGUCUCUGAUGAAGAUCCAGCGAGGACGCCAGCAGCAUUCUUCCAACGGACCUUGUCACCAUCGCUUGGAUCGAUUGCUCGCACUUUCCCAGUGCCGAUGUCCUCGGCGAGUUUGCUUCCAGAAGUUCAAGGAUGCUGAUGCACGAGAGAAGCUGCAUAGAUUCCUUUCUGUUUUCUGGGCAAUGAAGCGGGGAUCGCAAGACUCAUAUGUCAAACAGACCAUUGGUCCGCGUUCAAACUCAAGAAGACAAUGGUUCUUCUUGGACAAGCUUGUGAAUUCCAAGUGUCUAGUUGGCUUACUUGGGAUGGGCCAGGACAGGCUCCAGCGAAUUAUGGAAGGAAGGUGGGACAAAAGGAGAUCCUGGGGCUUUGCAGUGCAGCGAACAGCUCGGAAGCGGCGUGAGGUAAACCUCUACUUGCUAAAGCUGUACAUGGAUGCUGCUGGCAUGCUCCCACAGAAGUUCCAACGAGGCGGCCGGUCACGCGGCAACAAGGGCACCCCCAAAGAGAAGUUGUCCGUAGUCAUGGAGGAGGAUGCUACGAGUGUUUGCGACUAUGAUGAUGCUGCUUCAUCGAGUUCCAGUGACCUGGACCCUGCCAAUGAUUUUGAUGAUGUUCAACCUGAAGAGAUGGAGGUUGACGAAGAGAUCCAGCUUCAUAUCAUGGGGCUGACUGGGUAUUUCACCUCGGUGGUGGAAACAAAUUUCGCUUCGAAGAUCAAGUGUUUGCCGACCAGGUAUUUACUAACUGGAAACAUCAAGAUGCUUUGGCACCAAUUUUGCGUCACUCAUUCAGUGAGUUACCUGCACUUUUGGCGCACCUUCAGAGAAAUUUGGCAGAACACCUUGCGAUUCACAUCACCAAGUCAACAUGGCCAGUGCGACUGCUGCGCCAGCUUCAAAGAGUCUUUCCGGCAUGCCUCUGACAACCAGACGAAAUUCGAGACGGCCAAAGCCUACAAACAGCACAUCACUGAUGUUGGCCGAGACAGAGAUUUAGAAUCUUUCUUGCAAGGACAGCGACCUUUAGAGCGGCCAGGGAAUACACUUGCUAUCCACUGGGAUGGAAUGGAUCAGAGCAAAUGGAGGAUACCCAGAUAUGCUGGGCAGCGACCUUUGAAAUCAACAUCCAUGCUGCAGCGCCCACAACUGAAGGUUCAAGGUUGCUGGGUUCACGGUGUCGUUUUGGAUCUCUGGGUAUUGGACCCAAGGGUCCCAGCAGACUCCACCAUGGUGAUCGAGACAGGAUCCAGAUCCAUUGAGUUUGCCAAGCAAUGCUGUCAAGAGCGGCAAGUUCCAUUUCCAGAUCAGAUCUUGAUCUCUGCUGACAAUUGUGUGAGGGAGACGAAGAACGGGAACCUCAUCCGGAAAAUACAAAUCAUCCUGGAGAGGAUUGGCAUUCGACAAUUCGUUGGUGCAGCGAAAAUCCGUGUGCAGUACUUGUCUGCAGUUCGAAACUGGAAAUCUUGGUUGUCGCGGGCACCUGUGACAUAUGCCGGUGGCUUGCGAGAUGACGAAAGUGGUCACCACUGCUUUGUGCUGAUGCGUCGGUCAGACAUCCCAGAAAACGUGACCAUCGAAGCCCAUGGAAGAGGGGCCCGCAUGCCCAUGCAUCCUUCUGAUGCAAUUUUGCUGCUGAAGCGCUAUGCUAGUGAUGAUCUCCUUUCCCAGAACCCUGUGCUGGCCUUUCCUCAUCGCUAUGUUGAUCGCAUUGGACGUCCUCCUGGGGAAGGCCAAGUGAGAGUGUUGCGGGCAGUGAAGCCCAGCAAGCAAAAGGAUUACAUAGCCCUUGCAAAGUUGCUGUUGGAGAAAUACCCGCAUGAAGCCACACGUCGUGCUGUAGAGUUUUUACUUAGCAUUUGCCGUACUGAAAGGCCUCAAGGUCUUCCGGCGUUGGGUUGGAUUGAGAACCCUGCCCCAGGGCAGGUGAUCCAAAUGGGGCUUCCGUCUGCACUUGGCAGAGUGAUCCCAACAAUGAAAUUUCGUGUCACAGUGCAGCCUUGA
Cladocopium goreaui is the source of this 2091-nucleotide messenger RNA. The record is from the annotation of a GenBank genome assembly. NCBI's taxonomy places the organism in Eukaryota, Dinophyceae, Suessiales, Symbiodiniaceae.